Tripterygium wilfordii is the source of this 1101-nucleotide messenger RNA. RefSeq lists its product as uncharacterized. The transcript is spliced from 2 exons. The coding region runs from base 469 to 894 and encodes 141 amino acids. The record is from RefSeq and is a predicted model, not a curated record. Lineage: Eukaryota; Viridiplantae; Streptophyta; Magnoliopsida; Celastrales; Celastraceae.
ACACCCCAUGCACCCACAGAUUACACAACGGUAUACAGAGUCGCGCAGACUAGAGAGGAGCCAAUCAACAAAUAUCUCUUCACGCUUCUCAGCUUCCUCUUUCUCUCUCCCUCUUUAACUCUGUGUUUCAUUUGGCCAUGUUUUCUGGGGGCCACACCUCUUGUGCCUUGUCUAUCAAUCCUUGAACCUUUUCGAAUCUCUAUUUCUUGAUCUGGGCAUCAAAGGUUUCUUCUUCAUAUCCAAGUUUUGGCCUUGAAACUCUUCGUUUUUAUAUGCUUUUACUAAUGUUUACUGCACAAAUCCACUGAUAAUGGAAAACCCAUCUGGUUGGUCGUCCCUUUUGAGUUUAUUGUUUGGUUUGGAUGAUUUAAAGCAAUGGGUUUUUUGUUGAUGAUUCAAAGUUACUUUGUUUUAUACAAGACUUACUCUCUAACUGUAUGAGCAUUCCUUUUGUGGGAUUAUAGAGUUAUGGGUAGAGGUAGGGGAAAGGGGAAAAAAAUGACUGCUAGCAAUCAUGAUGAUACUGGAAGUGGUGAAGAAGAGAAAAUCCCUGUGCAGAAGCGAAGAGGAAGACCUCAGAAACCAUUGAAAGAUGAGAUUGAUGACGAAGAUGCUGAAAAGAUAGAGGAGGAAGAUGCUGAAAGUGGAAAAACAGUUCUAUCAAGCGGCAAAGAAGUGAAAAGCCCCACUGGUGCCACUGGUGCAGAGAAUGGGAAAAAGCGGAAGCGAAACUCACAAGCAAAAGAGAAGACAGACACAGUGAAGGAGGAAAAUGGUAGUGGAGCCAGAUCUGGCAAUGAUGAUUCAGUCAAGUCUAAUGGAUUCCGGCAUAAUGGGAGCAGGAGAAAAAGCACACCUCGAAGGGCUGCUGAAGCAGGUGUAGCAUGCAAGUGAAAUCAUGUUUCAGAAAUUCGAUGGAUCUCUUUUUUUCGCAUUACCGGAUAAUUUGCCUUUGCAGGAUAGGAAGUGCGACAUGUUUGUUUUUGUUUGUUUAUUUUUUUGUUAUCAUUUCAAUUUACUACCUUAAUUAAUUUUACUUGAGAAUUUUGGAAUGGAUUCUGCUGGUUUUAAGUUUUUCAAUGCUAUCUUAUUUUUAACAUG